CGGACGCACAGCCUUCAGUUAAGUACGGCAGCUCAGCUCGGUCCAUCCUCAGCGCUUGGAUAAUCUAAAAAUAAUUAUAAUAUUUUCGGUUUCAACCUUAAGUGCGAUUUCAAAGUUCUAGUGAUACUGAAAAAAAUUAUUUUUUAACCGUUCGUUUUAUUUGGUGUAAACAUGUCUUCAACCAAGACGACUAAGUCUUACAGUUACCGAUCGGUCGGAGGCGGAAACGCUGACAUAAACAUCGACUACAGUCACGACCUCAGCGCUUUAUCUCGGCUUGAAGAUAAGAUCAGACUUUUGCAAGAAGAUUUAGAAUCUGAACGUGAACUUCGACAACGUAUUGAAAGAGAAAAGGCUGAUUAUAGUGUGCAAUUAAUAGCACUCAGUGAACGUUUAGAAGAAGCUGAAGGUGGAGCCGAAAGCCAAUUUGAAAUUAACAAAAAACGCGAUACAGAAUUAACGAAACUUAGGAAACUGUUGGAAGAUGUUCACAUUGAAUCCGAAGAAACCGCACAUCUUUUGCGUAAAAAGCAUCAAGAAGUUGUCGUUGAUUUCCAAGAACAAUUGGACCAACUCGCAAAGGCAAAAGCUAGGACCGAAAAAGAAAAGAUUAAAUUCCAACAAGAAGUAUACGAAUUAUUGGCACAAAUUGAAAAUAUCAACAAGGAAAAAUUUACUUCCAUCAAGACAAUUGAAAAGCUUGAGAUCACUAUUCACGAACUUAAUAUUCGUAUUGAAGAAAUAACAAGAACUGUUACUGAAAUCACUUCUAUCAAAACCCGUUUGUCACAGGAAAAUAUUGAAUUAGUCAAAGAAGUUCAAGAUUUAAAAGUAUCAAUUGAGAACACAUCUUAUCUUAAAUCACAAAUCGCUGGACAAUUAGAAGAUGCUCGUAGGAGAUUAGAAGAUGACGAAAGAAGACGUUCACUUUUGGAAGCUAACUUACAUUCGGUUGAAGUUGAAUUAGAAUCAGUAAGAGUUCAAUUAGAAGAAGAAUCUGAGGCUCGUUUAGACCUUGAGAGACAACUAAUCAAGGCUAAUGGUGAAUCUCAAGCAUGGAAAUCGAAAUAUGAUUCUGAAGCAUCUGCUAGGGCGGAAGAAGUUGAAGAGCUACGUCGCAAAUACUCAGCACGUAUCCAAGAACAAGAGGAACAUAUUGAAACACUUUUGGUUAAAGUUAACAAUUUGGAAAAACAAAAGUCUAGAUUACAAAGUGAAGUUGAAGUUUUGAUCAUAGACUUGGAAAAAGCCAACAACACUGCAAGAGACUUACAAAAACGUGUCGAACAUUUAGAAAGAGUUAACAUUGACUUGAAGACACGUCUUGAUGAAACCACUGCAUUGUUUGAACAAGGUCAGAGGGACUUGAGGAAUAAGCAAAAUGAAAUUCAACGAUUAACUCACGAAUUGGACAAAACCAGAGAACAAAAGGAUCAACUUACUCGUGAAAACAAAAAAUUGGCUGAUGAUUUACACGACGCUAAGAACACCAUUUCUGAAUACAACAGGAGAUUACACGAGUUGGAAUUGGAACUUAGAAGAUUGGAAAAUGAACGUGAUGAACUUAGCGCUGCUUACAAAGAAGCUGAAGCUGGAAGAAAAGCUGAGGAAGGUAGAGCUUUCCGAUUGUCUGCUGAGCUUACUCAAUUCAGACACGAAGCUGAAAAACGUCUUGCUGAAAAAGACGAAGAAAUUGAAUCUAUUCGCAAACAAACGAGCAUCGAAAUUGAACAAUUAAAUGCUCGUGUCGUUGAAGCCGAGACUAAAUUGAAAACCGAAGUAACACGCAUCAAGAAGAAGCUUCAUAUUCAAAUAACUGAACUGGAAAUGUCUUUGGAUGUAGCCAAUAAGAAUAAUAUUGAGCUACAAAAAACUAUCAAAAAGCAAUCCCUACACUUAACGGAAUUGCAAGCUCAUUAUGAUGAAGGCCAACGUCAAUUGGCUGUUACAUUGGAUCAAUUGGCUAUUGCUCAGCGCAAGAUUCAGUCUCUUACUGGAGAAAUGGAAGAACUCCGUGGAAAUUACGAUAAUGCAUUGCGUAACAAACGAACUGUUGAACAAAUGUACGAAGAGUCACAGAGCCGCGUAAAUGAGUUGACGACAAUUAACGUUAACUUAUCAUCAUCUAGAUCAAAGAUCGAACAAGAAUUACACCAGCUGGUAUCAGACUAUGAAGAAGUAUCGAAAGAGUUAAGAGUAUCGGAUGAACGUUAUCAACGCGUGCAAAUCGAAUUGAAACAUACAGUUGAAAUAUUGCAUGAAGAACAAGAGAGAGUGAUUAAGAUCGAAGCUAUUAAAAAGUCGCUGGAAAUCGAAGUUAAGAACCUUUCUGUUCGUCUGGAAGAAGUCGAAGCCAACGCUAUCGUGGGUGGCAAACGCAUUAUUAGCAAACUUGAAGCCAGAAUUCGUGACUUGGAAUUAGAAAUCGAUGAAGAGAAACGUCGUCACGCUGAGAGUAUUAAAAUUCUACGCAAGAAGGAACGUUCGCUAAAGGAAGUGAUCAUACAGAGCGAAGAAGAUCAUAAAAAUGUACAACUUUUGCAAGAGGCUCUAGAUAAAGUCAACCAGAAAGUCAACAUCUACAAGAGGCAAUUACAAGAACAGGAAGGUAUGAGCCAUCAGAGCGUGAGCCGAGUGAGGCGAUUCCAGAGAGAAUUGGAAGCUGCAGAAGACAGAGCCGACACUGCUGAAAGCAAUCUGUCAUUAAUCCGUGCUAAGCACAGGAGCUUUGUAACAACAUCAGCUCAGCCAGGUUCACAAGUGUUUGUCGUACAAGAAUCCAGAGCUACAACUACGACUUCAGAACAAUAUUAAUUAAUUUAAUAACAAUUCUUUUCUGUUUUUAUUUAUGUAACAUUUAUUUUUUUUUUUAAUAAUCGACCGAAUUAGGCCUUAUUUAUUCCACGUGACGCAAAUCGUUUUAGCUUUUACCGCUCUUUUAAAAACUAUUUUGACCGUUUUGUGUUCAGUAUAUCCACAAAAAUAUUUAAUUUUAAACACAACAAAUUUAACAUAAACUUA
Sipha flava (yellow sugarcane aphid) is the source of this 3021-nucleotide messenger RNA. RefSeq names its product paramyosin, long form (gene Prm). Gene Ontology annotation, cellular component: cytoplasm; cytoskeleton; myosin complex. Gene Ontology annotation, molecular function: protein serine/threonine kinase activity. Bases 172 to 2814 code for a protein of 880 amino acids. Gene Ontology annotation, biological process: actomyosin structure organization; peptidyl-threonine phosphorylation. NCBI's taxonomy places the organism in Eukaryota, Metazoa, Arthropoda, Insecta, Hemiptera, Aphididae. The transcript has 18 exons. The record is from RefSeq and is a predicted model, not a curated record.